AUGAUUACUGAGUUCCUCUUGACAGUUCUCAGUUUCUUCCUCUCUGCUUUCCUUCUCAAACUCUUGUUUGAGAGAAGAAGAAAGCCCAGGGACCACUUCAAGCCCCCUCCAAGCCCACCAGCAAUACCCGUAAUCGGUCACCUCCAUCUGCUUAAACCACUCAUCCAUCACGCGUUCCAAGAACUUUCUCUCCGAUAUGGGCCUCUUCUAUGCCUUCGAUUAGGUUCCGCAAAGUUCGUAGUUGCAAGCACCCCUUCACUCGCCAAAGAGUUUCUCAAGAUCAACGAGCUCACAUACUCUUCUCGAAAAAUGAACAUGGCCAUUGACAUGGUUACCUACCACAACGCCACGUUUGCGUUUGCCCCUUACGACACUUACUGGAAGUUCAUGAAAAAGCUCAGCACCACUGAACUCUUGGGAAACAAAACCCUCGCGCAGUUCCUACCAAUUCGGACAAGGCAAGUUCACGAAUUCGUUCAAACUAUAUUCCACAAAUCGAAGGCCGAAGCAAGUGUGAACCUCACUGAGUCACUCUUGAGGCUUUCCAACAACGUGAUAUCGCAGACGAUGCUCAGCAUCAAGAGCUCCGGAACAGACAGCCAGGCAGACCAGGCACGUGCGUUGGUUCGUGAAGUGACGCAGAUUUUCGGUGAGUUUAACGUUUCCGAUUUCAUAGGUUUCUGCAAGAACUUGGAUUUUCAAGGUUUCAAGAAGAGGGCAUUGGACAUACAUAAGAGGUACGAUUCUCUGCUAGAAAAGAUCAUCUCUGAUCGUGAAGAACUAAGAGGGAAAUCGAAGGUUGAAGGUCGUGAAGAUGGAGACAAUAGAGUGAAGGAUUUUCUUGAUAUUUUGCUGGAUGUUGCUGAGCAGAAUGAAUGCGAGGUUGAGUUAACUCGAAACCAUAUCAAAUCAUUGAUCUUGUUUACAGCAGCUACCGACACAACUGCUAUAUCAGUGGAAUGGGCGAUAGCAGAACUGUUCAACAAUCCAAAGGUGCUGGAGAAAGAUCAAGAGGAGGUGGACAAAGUCACUGGAAACAAGAGAUUAGUGUGUGAAGCAGACAGUUCUAACCUUCCUUACAUCCAUGCCAUCAUAAAAGAAACAAUGAGGCUUCACCCGCCAAUACCAAUGAUUAUGAGGAAGGGAAUCGAAGAAUGUGUGGUUAAUGGAAACAUGAUUCCAAAGGGUUCAAUAGUCUGUGUAAACAUUUGGGCUAUGGGGAGGGAUCCAAGUAUCUGGGAGAACCCUUUAUUGUUUAGGCCAGAAAGGUUUCUAGAAGAUGAAGGAAGCAAUGUGGAUCUGAAAGGGCAUCAUUUUGAGUUGUUGCCAUUUGGGAGUGGAAGGAGAGGGUGUCCUGGCAUGCCUUUGGCCAUGCGUGAAUUGCCCACAAUCAUUGGAGCACUCAUACAGUGUUUUGAGUGGAAGAUGUUGGGUUCUCAUGGUGAAAUCUUAGAGCAUGGUAGACGUAAAAUCAAUAUGGAUGAACGACCAGGGUUGACUGCUCCAAGGGCCAAUGAUCUUAUAUGCAUUCCUGUUGCACGAUUAAAUCCUACUCUUUUUCAAGUGUAG
This is a messenger RNA of Sphenostylis stenocarpa, 1569 nucleotides long. NCBI's taxonomy places the organism in Eukaryota, Viridiplantae, Streptophyta, Magnoliopsida, Fabales, Fabaceae. The record is from the annotation of a GenBank genome assembly.